Molecule: messenger RNA, 1573 nt
Organism: Chenopodium quinoa (quinoa)
Lineage: Eukaryota; Viridiplantae; Streptophyta; Magnoliopsida; Caryophyllales; Amaranthaceae
Exons: 8
Coding region: 1-1419 (472 amino acids)
Biological process (GO): translation; ribosome biogenesis
Cellular component (GO): ribosome; cytosolic large ribosomal subunit
Molecular function (GO): structural constituent of ribosome
Source: RefSeq, a predicted model, not a curated record
AUGGCCCGAACUAAGAGGACAACUAGAUACACUAAUUCACACGGCUCCUCAUUUUAUGUGCCGGUGAGCGAGACAUCAGACCAGUCACCGGCUGUUGAAGGACCACAAAGCGGCUCUGUGGCCGCGAGCUCUGAGGAGGGGCCCAAGGUGGUCCCUUCGCACUUUACUGUUGACCUGGCCAGUCGGCAGUUGACCCCUGAAGAAGAAGAGGAUUCGGCCCCCUUAGGAGAGGGGAGGAGUCAGACUUUUCUGAUAUCAGCUCAGUUGGCAGAAAUUGAGGUUGAGCGGGCUGUUUCCCUUAGAGGGGCCGAGUUGCAAAUCGAGAUUCCUCACUUGAGACCCACUGAGUACAAGAGGUCUAGAUUGCCUAGGAACAGAAGAACUGUUAACCGUCCCUACGAUGGAGUUCUUUCCGGUAGUGCUGUUAGAGAGCGGUUGCUGCAGUUGGUUAACCAGACACCAUAUUAUACAACCAAGAGCUCAUAUGACUGGAUUAUGCAGGAUUUUUUAAGGGACAGUACAAAGGUUCAACAGUUGGUUGAGUUGUUUUACCAUGUAGUUUGUGCAGUUGAUGGUAUUGCAGGGGAGCGUGUGUCGAUGAGGGUUGAUUUGGAUUGUUCAAAUGGGCGCAAUACAAUUGGUGUGUUUACUCAUAAGAGUUUGUCAGUGCGGCCCUCAAAACCAGACUUGGUCGAGAUGGCCAAGUCUAUGAUCAAGGUUAUCCCUCCAGAGGAGAAGGACACGGUCAAGGGAGUCGGCACCCUUGACUUAGACGGCAUCAUGGGUCUCCUAUCUGAGACCCUGCUGCGAGUACACGGCCUCCGUAGGCCGAUUAACGCCAAGAAUAAAGAGGCGCAGGCCACUUCCACUAUCCGCGCUGAGCUGGAGGCGGCCAAGAAGAAGAACAACGAGCUGGAGCAGGCGGUCAAGAGCCUCAAAGAUGAGCUGCAGCCCCUUAAAAACAUCGCCCAUAAGGCUGAAGGUCUGCAGACGUCUCUUGACACACUCAAGGAACGCCUGGAGAAGCAGGAGGCGGCCAUCACCAAAGAUCUUAAUGCGAAGGCCGAGGCUGAAAAGAUGGCUUUAGCUCAAGCCAUGAUGGAAGACUCGGCUCAGAUCAUGAAGAUGACCUGGACAUCCCUCUUCCCAAAAGCUCACUAUGCUGCCUGGGAUAAGAAGUUCAACGCUUGUACUGAAGAGCACAACCGAAUGAUCAUGCAGCAGGCGGUUGGCGAAGAUGAGGCGGCCGACUCCAACUCUGAAGAGGAAGAAGAGGUGGUAGCCCUGCAGCCGAUUGAGGUGGAUGUGUCUAAAGAAGCUGCCCCUGAUGCCGAGACAAGUAAGAAGGAUGCUUCCAAGAACCAGGCGUCCCUUGUUGAUCAGGCAGCAGUCAAUACCGAAGCCCCGCCUCAAUCUUAAAGCUUUUAUGUCUUUAACUUUUCUUCGGCCUGCGUGCCGUUUAUUCUUGUAUCACUUUACCCGGCUAGGGGGCCGGGGUAUUGAAUAUUUUGCUGGUCUUUAUGGCCGGCUGUUUAUAUGAAUUCAGCGACCAUCUUUUGGUCAUCUUUGAUCA